Messenger RNA from Chara braunii, 2276 nucleotides. Lineage: Eukaryota; Viridiplantae; Streptophyta; Charophyceae; Charales; Characeae. The record is from the annotation of a GenBank genome assembly.
UCGUCCUCUCAGCUGGGCCGACGGCUGCUGGUCCUGUCGCCGUCUACGUGUCAUUUCCUUUCAGCGCCGACGUGUCACGCGAUCGAUCCCUGUACAGUUUGGCCUACUACCAUAUUUGACCUCACACAAUCUGAUCUCGCCUUGUGGCCAGCAGAGGAAUGAUUGGCGAUGCCAGGCAUUUGGACGUAAAACGGGUGGUUGUUCACUGCAGUCAUCUGCAUCGAAAGUGCGGACUGACAUUCAGAGUUUUCGCUAGCCACUUGUCAUGCAUAGCUUAAGAACUCAUCUCGUCUUAGAGUGAUCCUUUCUUCUCUGGACAAGCUCCACUGUACAUAUGGUGCUUGAAUAAACAAGUGGAUCUCCACUGGUUGAUAGGCUGAGGCUCCACGAGUUGGAACGGUGAUCAGCUUUAAGGAACUUUCAGGUGCAUAAGGCAGGAAUAUGGCGAGUGUAGGCGUGCACCAGGCGGCGGUUGUGUUGGCCAAUGGGUUCCCAAGUGCGACAGCAAGAACGGGACCCGUGUGUCAUCGCGGGAUGCUCAAUCCUAGCAAGACUGUGUCAGCAGUGACUGCGUUCUCCGCUUACCGCGGUCUUGUGCGAGUUAGUAAUGACUUGUCAGACUGUGAAUCUGUUUGUAGUACUAGUGGGUCUACGAGUCCAGCACAUGGGGCACCUUCUGGACUCGGCAGCAGAUCGCGACGAUUAGUAUGUCGAGCGUCAUCGUCUUCGCCCCUUCAGGAGAACGAAGGGUCGAUGCACGAGGUGGCAGCAACAGUGCCGGGACUCACAAGACGAGAUGUAUUGGCAAGUAGUGUGGGCCUUGCAGGGCUCGCGCUCUCGGGUCUCUCUGUGGGAAAAGAAGCCAAGGCGGCUGAUGUGGAGGAUUGGGAACCUGUUCCGCUCCCAGUUGAUCGGGGUGUGGUGCUGCUAGAUGUGGGUUUCGUACCGGACGAGCCACAACGCGGGUACUUGGUCGGGACGAGGCAAACGCUACUAGAAACUACGGAUGGCGGGAAAACUUGGGAUCCCCGUCUCAUAGGAGAGGCCGACGAAGAGGGGUACAAUUUCCGCUUCAAUUCGGUGUCAUUCAACGGCACGGAAGGCUGGAUCGUCGGAAAGCCUGCCAUUCUUCUGCAUUCUGACGAUGCCGGCAAGAAUUGGACUCGUAUUCCGCUCAGCACCAGACUCCCUGGGAAUCCCGUCCUCGUCAAGGGGACAGGUCCCAGCUCUGCCGAGAUGGUGACCGAUGAGGGAGCGAUUUACGUCACUUCCAACAAAGGUUACAACUGGAAGGCAGCUGUGGAGGAGACGGUGUCCGCGACACUGAACCGGACUGUUUCCAGCGGGAUCGGAGGUGCAAGUUACUACACUGGGACCUUCAGCAACAUCAACAGGUCGCUAGAUGGAUCGUAUGUGGCGGUAUCAAGCCGAGGAAACUUCUUUUUGACCUGGGAACCUGGUCAGUCGUUCUGGGUGCCGCACAACCGGGUCAGUUCCCGAAGGAUUCAGAACAUGGGUUGGAGAACAGAUGGCGGAUUGUGGCUUGUGACCCGGGGAGGGGGGCUUUACCUAAGUCAAGGGGAGGGAGUGAGCGAGAACUUCAAGGAGGCCCGCCUUUCGAGCCGAGGUUUCGGGAUUCUGGAUGUCGGUUUUGUAUCGAAAGAUCAGGCUUUCGCAGCAGGGGGGAGUGGCAUCUUACUGAAGACACAGGAUGGUGGAAAGACGUGGAUCCGUGACAAGACGGCAGAUGACAUCGCUGCAAAUCUGUAUGCAGUUCGAUUUGUCAAUGAAAAACAGGGCUUCGUUCUGGGUAAUAAUGGUGUCCUUCUGCGCUACAUAGGCAGUGGGAUCGCAUCUGGCUGAAGCCACAGCUGAGUUCGUUUCUUCGCUUCAGUGACGCCUGUCUCUGUUCCUGGAGCGUUUGGUGCGACAUUCCUGUUUGCUGAUACUUUGUUCUGUCAUGUUCACCCUUUUACUUCGUGCAGCGUGGGACAAGCAGUGAAUUACUUUCUAGUACACUCUUUUUUUUUUUGCUUUCAACCAUGGAAGAUACCUUGCUCUGGAGCGGUAUCUUAUCUCCUCAAAUCUGGGUAUGUAUAUUGGAAAGGAGUCAAUCCAGCCGCAGGUUCCCCUACGGCUACCUUGUUACGACUUCACCUCAGUCACUGAUUCUACCGUGAUAGUCUCUAUGAUCAACGAUGCGAAAAACAUGCUCUCUUCCUGCGACUGCGGGGAGCAGCGCGGAAUGGUACCUUAUCUUAUUAUGUCCUUUGAAC